Cyclospora cayetanensis is the source of this 2979-nucleotide messenger RNA. RefSeq lists its product as uncharacterized. NCBI's taxonomy places the organism in Eukaryota, Apicomplexa, Conoidasida, Eucoccidiorida, Eimeriidae. Bases 1 to 2979 code for a protein of 992 amino acids. The transcript has 2 exons. The record is from RefSeq and is a predicted model, not a curated record.
AUGAUUCAAGGCUAUACCCUGGCUUUAGAGCAAUGGGCUGAAUGGAAGUACAAGUCAGCUUCCCAGCACGGAUCCCAUGACUGGCAUUUUUCGUUUGCGUUCGUAUUGUCUACUGCACCGUUGCUAGGCUUGUAUCUAGGAAUUCUAGGCAACGCAGCUCAGGACCAUGAAUACAACUUUGUAUUACCAAGCACAGAGCAAGGCUUUCAACCUCAGGAAAGCGACACAUCCAAAGCUUUUGAAAGUUUCGUCCCGUGGAGGAAUACACUUAGAGAGCUCGAUGUGGUUGGCAGUUCUGAAGAAAAGAGUGCCCCUUGGGAAGGCGAAAAUGUAGCCGCACGUGAAUACAGCGAGAUACUGGAAAAGCUAUCUCGUAUUACACGCCACGAGAGCUCCGAUACCACAUGGCUCAACAUACAGCUACAACCCUACAGAUCAGGAGUACCAGGAAACGCGCUUGGCAAUGCUCUAGCAACCGAACACGCAAGUGCAACUCGAAUGCCCUGGCGCAACUAUUCUGACCAAGCUGGCAAUCCAACCCAGGAAGUCCUCUUCGGUGGAUCCAUGCUUGAGCUGAAAUCAUCUGCGAAGCUGUCAACGAGUCCAGGUACCUUUGCAAACAAAGAACGAACAAAAUGGAAAAUCGAGGAUCUUAAAGUCAGAGAUUCAGAGUCUUCGAUGCAGGGAGGAACUACAGAGGCAAAUGUAAGGGGAGUCACGGCAGAGCACGAGGCAUCCGCUAGGAAUUCAGCUGAAGGGGCAACCGCGCAUUUCACCUUCGGUACGAUGGAUAAAUAUCUGGAACCGGCAGGCUCAGCUGUGCACAUGCCCGAUAAUAAUCAGCUUCUCGACACAAUGGAUAACGAUUUUCGAGUAGCCAUAGAUCCAGGCUCGCUUGGAUCGCAGCUAGACAUCCAAUACACGUUCCCUACAGAAACGCACGAUUCUAAGGAUAUUGCUUUUAUUGUCCUAGCGAUCCCAGCUGGGUAUACGAUUGAGGAGAAGGCCAGUGAUACGACACUCUGUCGUUCUGCCGACCCAACCAUGCCCCCCUUAAGGUGCAGCUUACGGCUGCCACACGAUAAGCGGAAGCAUGGGGGAGAAGCAACGUUCUUGGUAGUAUCAAGUGCUGAUACUUCGCGAGACCUCCCACUGGGAAAGCAUUACUUUGCUAUAAGCACUAGCCUGCCGUCCACUAAGGCAACGACGGAGAUUCCGCAGUCGUGGUUCGCAACCUUUCGCUUUACUGGAGGUCAUGCAGUUACCAAACAUUUUGAAGACACAAGGCUCAUCGCAAGAUACAGAUGCGUCUGGAGCGAGUGGAAGCAAGAAACUCCUUGUAGCACUACAUGCAAUGAAGGGUACGAAAUCUGGACUCGUAUGCUAUUCGCGGGGCCUAGCGAGGAACACUGCGGAGGAGCAAUAUUAAAGCGGAGGUGUCAAACAGAAGCCUGUAGCCUUAGCUGCCAGCUUUUGGGGUGGGAACUCCUUAGCAGCUGCACAAGAAACUGUGGUGCUAAGGACGGCGAAGCAUUCAAGGUCAGCAUUCGCCGGGUGUUGAUCCAAGGCGCUGGAUGGGGUCACUCGUGUAGCAAGUUGUAUCCUUGGGAUGACAUCACCAGAGCAGGCUGGUCUGAAAGGCUGAAAGCCGUUGUUAGCUUGACGCCGUGUGACGACAGGUUCAAAGCACCGUGCCCGGCGCAGAUGGGAUGCAGAGUGGAAGAAAUCAAUAGCAGGACAAUGCCAGCUUCUUUCCCCUGGGGCGUAUGUCCGUUUCCGUGCGGCGGGUUUGGCAAUAUUACAUCUAUUGUCCAAGUUGCGAACGGCAUCCCGCGUUGGCUCGGCGAAAAGCUGUACCCGGAUACAUUCCAAAUACCGUGCAAAGCCGACAAAGAGCCUUUGGUAACUGCACGAAAGUGCAAUACUCAGGCAUGCGAGGAUUGUUCUGUUUAUCUGGAAAACCCCGAGUUUGGGAAAGCAACAAGAGCUUGGAUAUUCUUCUUGCCUACACUUGAAUGCGACAAAAUAGAUAUUACGGUCCCUAAGGGCAUGAGUAUCUUGUCCAGCACCCUCUCCCAGCAGCACGCUGAGGUGCUCCGCAAAGGUAGGAUUUCACGACUAUCGCAUAUUCUGCCUUCGCCUGUCACCUCACAGGCGACAAACGUAGCGCUCUACUUCGCGGAGGAGGAUUUAGGCCAAAAGGUAAUCGGCAACUGCUCAUUUAUGGCAAACUCUUUCGGUGGCAUUAAAAGCUGCAAAGUCGGUGCUUCGCAACUCUACCCUGGCUCUGAAUCUGCACAAGUAUGGGCGCGAUCCUUUAUCGCUCCCUCUGGCACACACACGGAUGCCAGUUCCCCGGAUAACAAGAAGCACAACAACACCAGACCCCACUGGAUGGCCUUGCCAGUUAUCCUUGGCGAGCAGGCGGCUAUGCAAGACGGUGGAAACUUUUACCUGUGGCUUACCACCAGCAGCAUGCCGCGUGAUCCAGAAGUUUUCACAUGCCGGCUAAUGACGUAUCUCGCUAUGCCAAAGCAAUGCGCUUUUCACUACACCCCAAAAGAUCCCAACGAAUGCAACAGCUGCGAGCCAGACACAAGCCAGCCCAUUACAUCGUAUCGCGAAUUCGUGCCAGCGAAGCACGGUGGUUCAUGCAGUAUCCCGGAGAAUAUGCGGACGCCGGGAAGCAUUCUCACAGUUGCACCAUGUACACUGAGCUGCGGUCGGUUGCCACAUGGCAGCGCGAAAAUCAAGAAAGAGGCUCCUAAUGCGAAGAAGCGCGACAAGAGCCUUUCAAUGGUGAAGCGCGUUGCCCUUGUAAACUUUCGGAGGAUGCUUCAGAGUUACCAUCUAAGCGCAGCUUCGGGGGAAAAGCCGAGGCGUCUGCACACCGCAGUUCUAGGGGCAAACACUGCGGGGGCCGAAGCCCAUGCAAAUACUGGCUCCCUCCCAAACAUGAAACAAGAAGAGCCUUCAUAA